This is a messenger RNA of Gossypium arboreum, 384 nucleotides long. Its product is annotated as probable truncated L-gulonolactone oxidase 7, mitochondrial. Gene Ontology annotation, cellular component: membrane. Gene Ontology annotation, molecular function: D-arabinono-1,4-lactone oxidase activity. Lineage: Eukaryota; Viridiplantae; Streptophyta; Magnoliopsida; Malvales; Malvaceae. The record is from RefSeq and is a predicted model, not a curated record. Bases 1 to 384 code for a protein of 127 amino acids. The transcript has a single exon.
AUGGAUCCCAAAUCACUGUGCGGGCUAGAACUUUACAACAGUGUCCUCAUGCACUACGUUAAAGCUUCCUCCGCUUACUUAGGCAAGCAAGAAUACGUCGUAGAUUUCGACAUCACCUGUUACAAGAGCAAAGACCCUAUGGCUCCUAAGUUUUACCAGGACGUGUUGGAAAAGAUCGAGCAAAUGGCUUUGUUCAAAUAUGAUGCGUUGCCGCAUUGGGGGAAGAACCAGAACUUGGUGUUCGAUGGGGUUAUCAAAAGAUACAAAAAUGGUGGAGAGUUCUUGAAGGUUAAAAAUACGAACAGACCAUUGAGAUUGUUUUCAAGUGAGUGGACUAACCAGGUUCUUGGGCAAAGAAAUGGGUUCACCAUAUUGAAAAAAUAG